AUGCUCACCACCCCUGCAGCAGCAGCAGCAGCAGCAGCAGCAGCAGCAGCAGCAGCAGCAACAGCAACAGCAGAAAUGUGCAGCAACAGCAACAAACGAGACUUGCAGGGGGCUCAGAUGUCUAGCAAGACAAGAAAGAGCAGCAGCAACAGCAGCAGCAGCAGCAGCAGCAAGAUACAUCACACAAGUACCAGCAGCAGCAACAGGAGAAGGAAUAGCAGCAGCAGCAGCAGCAGCAGCAGCAGCAGCAGCAGCAGCAGCUUACUUAGGCCCUCUAAUGAAUGCACCAAACUCCUUAAAGGAUGA
Messenger RNA from Eimeria maxima, 306 nucleotides. RefSeq lists its product as hypothetical. Lineage: Eukaryota; Apicomplexa; Conoidasida; Eucoccidiorida; Eimeriidae. The transcript has a single exon. The coding region runs from base 1 to 306 and encodes 101 amino acids. The record is from RefSeq and is a predicted model, not a curated record.